AUGCAGCAGAUGUUGGAUGACAUGCGUGCAGGCACCUUUGUUGAUGUGCCACAAGAGAACACUGGAUCAUCAAAUAGGCCACCAAUUCCUGAAGAUUCACCAGCAACGUCUUUUGACAAGCUACUGGAGGAUGCCCGACGUCCUCUUUUCGACGGGUGUACAACAUUUACAAAGUUGUCUUUCAUUGUGAAGUUAUUACACAUCAAAUCAAUCGGUGGAUGGUCAAUUAAAUCAUUUGACAUGCUCCUUGCUCUAUUGCGGUCUUCCUUUCCUGAUGCGCUCUUACCACAAUCAUAUGAGGAGUCAAAGUCUUUGGAGCGCGGGUUGGGUUUCAAUUACCAUAAAAUCCAUGCGUGCCCCAACGACUGCAUCUUAUUCUGGAAGGAAUAUGCCACGCUUAAUGAAUGCCCCAUAUGUAAGGCUUCGAGGUGGAUGCCAAAUACACACGGAUCACGCGUCAUACCUCAAAAAGUGUUGCGCCAUUUUCCGUUGAAACCGAGAUUGCAGCGUCUUUUUAUGUCUGCGAAGAUAGCAGGUGAUAUGAGAUGGCAUAAAGAGCAUCGGGCAAUAGAAGAUAAUAGUAUGAGACAUCCGGCUGACUCUGAGUCUUGGAAGAAAUUUGAUGAACAUCAUAGUUGGUUCGCUGCGGAUCCUCGUAAUGUUAGGCUCGGACUAGCAAGUGACGGCUUCACUCCCUUCAACAACUUGGCUAAACCUCAUAGCAUUUGGCCUGUGAUCCUUGUCCCGUAUAACUUGCCGCCAUGGUCAUGCAUGAAAGACCAAUUCUUUAUAACAUCUCUGAUUAUUCCAGGGCCAAGGUCACCAGGGAAUGAGAUCGAUGUUUACUUGCAACCGUUGCUGGAUGAGUUGCUUGAACUCUGGGAAUAUGGGGUACCCACAUAUGAUGCCUCAAGUAAGGAGACGUUUACGCUGCAUGCUGCAUUGUUGUGGACAAUCAAUGACUUUCCUGCAUACGGGAAUCUCUCUGGCUGGUCAACAAAGGGAAAAUUAGCUUGUCCGUCUUGUAAUGCUGACACGGACUCCAAUUGGUUGAAAUAUGGCCGAAAACAUUGUUAUAUGGGACACCGACGUUUCUUACAGCCAGAUCACAUGUGGAGAAGGAGGAAAGGGUUGUUCAACGGUAAAGAAGAUCAUCGCAUGCCACCAAGGGAUUUGGGAGGAUACGAUAUUCUAACUCAAUUGCAGAUGAUUGGGGAUGUGACGUUUGGCAAAUCUGUUAGGAAGAGAAAACGUACUGCCGAAGAGCUGAAUUGGACAAAGUGCAGCAUAUUCUACACGUUACCUUACUGGUCAACACUUCGACUUCGGCAUAAUUUAGAUGUUAUGCAUAUUGAGAAGAAUAUUGCCGAGAACGUCUUAUUCACUUUAAUGAACAGUUCAGGAAAAACUAAGGAUAAUAUCAAUUCAAGGCGGGGGUUUUUAAGAAGUGACAUUGCCUUGACUUUGACUGAACUUAGCACUUUCUUCAAAGAGUUGUGCGCUCGCACACUGGAUGUGAAUCGCCUAUCCCAGCUCCAAACUGAUAUAGUCACCAUUUUAUGCAAACUGGAGAUGAUAUUCCCUCCCUCCUUUUUCGAUGUCAUGGUCCAUCUAGCUGUCCAUUUGCCCCAUGAGGCUAUACUUGGAGAUGUUGAGACGCGCUUCAAUCGAGCUGACCGCAACAUUGAUGCUGAUGAAGAGGAAACUAUAGAUGGAUUCCGAGUUUUUAACCAGAAAGUUCGUCCUUUGGGUAUAGCUUCCAAUGUGCAAUUAGAAGAUAAACUCUUUAAGGCAGCCAUAUGGGAACACUACGAGAAAUGUAGGGUGCAACACCCAAAUAGCAUCGUGAGCACGCAUCAAACCGAGUUUGCAACUUGGUUCAAGCACUGUAUCCAGGAACAUCGUACCAAGAACCCGCUUGAUGUGUCAGCUGAUCUGUAUGCGUUGGCUUGCGGGCCUGACCGUUGGGUUGCAUCAUAUGAUGCAUGCAUAAUAAAUGGAAAGCGGUUUCAUACGAAGGGUCGUGAACUUCGCCGGCGUACACAAAAUUCUGGGGUUUUGGUAACUGGGGACGAGGCCACAAAUAAUGCAGACUUUUAUGGUUGUCUUAAAAAUAUCAUAGAGUUACGCUACAUGGAGUGGCGUCGGGUGUACCUAUUUGAAUGUGAUUGGUUUGACGUUGGUGAUCGAAAACGAGGGGUUCGGGUGGACGACCAUAUGAUUAGUGUCAACUUGAGCAGGACUUGGUAUAAGGAUGAACCGUUCGUGUUGGCAAGUCAGGCUGAUCAAUGUUUCUACAUAAGAGAUUUAAGGGUGAAAGGGAAUUGGGGUGUUGUGCAGAACUAUACAAAUAGGAAUGUAUACAACAUUCCGUCCAUGUUGAGGAGUAACGCAGAUAUUAAUGAUGGCGAAUCAAGUACCCAUGAGGCCGAUCAAGAAAAUGAGUCAUCAUAUUAUUAUGAACCAGUGCAGUGUGAUAACUCUGAUCCAGUGUCAACUCCACUGGAUCGGCUUGAUAUACCACCUAGCCAUAUUGAUGCACGGGAAGUCAUGCAUGUGGAUGGUCAAUGCAUAGAUUCAUCAGACUUUAUUAAUGAUGACAUGAUGAAUUCUGGCUCUGAAGAUGCGUGUAGUGAGGGGGAAUAUUCAGAUGAGGAGGACCUAUCCACAGACGAUGAUGUUGGGUCAGAUUAA
Carya illinoinensis is the source of this 2694-nucleotide messenger RNA. RefSeq lists its product as uncharacterized. NCBI's taxonomy places the organism in Eukaryota, Viridiplantae, Streptophyta, Magnoliopsida, Fagales, Juglandaceae. The coding region runs from base 1 to 2694 and encodes 897 amino acids. The record is from RefSeq and is a predicted model, not a curated record. The transcript has 5 exons.